UAAAGACCUAGGGAAUUCUCUAGGGUGCCCAUCGAUCAGCUGUGCUAAGUAUAGUCUGUUUAUGCAGGAUUUCUGAGAAUCGUGUUCACAGUGGCGCGAGAGGCCCCCGGGGUCUGUUAUCUCAAAAACAGUUGGAAUAACGAGUGGCACAUACUGUAGCAAAUUUGAUGGCACUGGGGUGAGAACAAAGGGUAUUGACACAUGUCUCCUUAAUUUAUUUUUAAAAUUUUUUUUUCGUGAAGUUUUCGAAACUUUUUGAAGAGAUUUUCGGUUCAUGAAGUGCUUUUUUGGGGCCUCAGAGCGUUCACUGAGUCAUGGGGGGGCCGGGCGAAAGGUGCAAGGGUAAUGGGGAGGGGGGCAUUGUCAAGGAACUCGAUAGGUAUAUUUCUUCGCGGGAUAAGGCAGGAAUCCUUGCGAUUUUGAAACGAAUAAAAGAGGAGUCGAGGGUCUUCGAAGGAUUCAUCAAGAAUGGAGGGCUCAAGGUACUUGUUCAGGUGCUUAGGGUCCAGAACACCAGAAUACUGGAUUAUGCAUUGAGUAUUCUAGCAAAUGCUUAUCUCAAAAGCUGGGUGCGAGAAGAGAUAAAAGAAAAAAAGCUCCCGGAGAACCUGCUUUGGAUCCUCCAGAACCUCCCCGCGGGGCCGACUCUGCACUGUCGCACUUGUCGUUUAAUUGGUAACAUGUGCCUCUCGAAGCGUCACAGUGAGUCCCUGUGUGCCAUCGGAGUCCUCCCGGCUCUUCUCACAGUUCUAAAGUCUCCCUCCACCCCCCAGACCCACUCCAUGGCAGUCCGAGCAGUGCGCAAUAUCUGGGAUAGUAACAAGUCCUCCCAAACCGAGAUCAUCGACUCGGAACUCAUAAAAGAAGUCAUGGCUCUCCUGAUAAUCUCCAGCAGCAAUCACACCAGUGACCCAACGGAAACAAAAUUCAAGGAUCUUUCUGAGACCUGUAUCAAGGCCCUCAGAGCCCUGUUAGACCCACAGGAUCUCAGGAUCUCCAAGCAGAUUAACUCUGCCAAGAAUUUUAAUUUCAUAGUCGAUCUGUGUGCAUCGAAUCAACGAAGUGGUAUUCAACUGCUCCAUAAACUCACGAGAACUGCGGAGAAUCGGCCUGAGCUCGGCACUUGUGGAGCCAUUGAUUUUUUAAUAACUUUCCUGAAGACCGUUGACUCACAGUCAUCGCUGAGCUCAGUCACUUACGAGGUCAUUACGAGUCUAUGUCUUUUCUCGAGGGAGGCUGUCAACAGGGCCAAGAUCAGGGAUUGCGGAGGGCUGGAGGUCAUGCUAGGACUUCUCGAGAAUGAGGAGAAAGAAAAACAUCAUCAUUUGUUGCUGUGUGCACUGACGCAGUUCGUGGGGGACGAGAAUAGCGUCAGGCUGAUGAUAAAGAGUGGUGUCGUUGGGGUCAUCCUCAGGAUGUUGAAUAAGAUGGUCCUGGAUGUCAGGCUGGAAGAAAAGGGGAGGAAGAGGAGCUGUGAUGUCAUGUCAUUGGAGGGCAGUACGGGAAACAAAGUCAAUAGGACAAGCUAUGGAAGGUUCAGCUUAGACUUUUAUUCGAGUAGAUGGAGUCCCCGCAGUACCAACAGCUCCACAUCAUCACCAUCAGGUUCACCCCCUCUCCCCUCAUACGAUUCCAACGACAACGACGAGGAGAACUACAGCCCCGUGUGCUCCGAGGCUGAAGACUGUCCGGAGAAUGAAGACGCGAAAAGUACAGCAACAAGAGAUGAAAUGGAUUCGUUGAAUAGUUUUGUGUGUUCAAGUAUUGGUAAAGACGAGAGUCAACAUGUGGAGAGAGAGGAGGAGUGUCCAGUGAUGAGUACAGGAAUGAGUGUAUUUCAUACCUGGACUCUGCAGCUUCUAGCAAGACUGACAUUUUGGGAGCAUCCAGUGGAAGGAUUAGCUAAUCCCGUGAUAAUUCAAGCACUGACUGCAUACAUAGAGGCCUCCAAAAAUGCUGAUGCUAUCUCCAUUCUCAAUCGAAUUAUCGACAAUCACGUGUAUUUCAUGCCCCUGCUACUCCAGGGCUUCGUCUUCGACGUCCAGGGCCUCAGAAACUCCGAUGAAUAUCUAAAAGCCUUCUCCCAGAGUGCGGAGUCCGGCGGUGCCUUUGGAGACGUUUCCUCAAUUCUCAGAAGGGGCCGAGAUUCCCAGAAGUUCAUGGUGGCCCUCUCUGUGCCCUUUCUUCUCAGCUCAAGGGAUAAACUGAGAACUUUGCUUACUGAAUACGGGGGAUUAGACCUCAUUUUCCAGCUUCUGAGUGACGAAGGCCACGAGAUGAAUGGGAAAGCAAUUUUUUCAAUAUGCCAGCUUGCUGAAGCUCUUGGGAUGAGGCCGACUAGACCUGUUGAUGACUCUGAUGAUGCUCUGAGAAUCGGGGAGGAACUGGAGGAGGUGGAAGAGAAUGAGAGUGGGAACCAGAAGAAGAGGAGGAAAAAUGGAGGGAAGGAGAAUCUCGUCGUGUUCGAACUGGAUGAUGGGGGGACUGUCGAGGUGGGCAGGAGGGUGCUAUGUGGCAAGAGCGAGGCAUUUAGUGCUAUGCUCGAGGGGAGAUUCUUUGAAGCUGGUCAGACAAGAGUUCGCCUUCAUCACGUGUCAACCGAAGGCCUCGCAGUUCUCUGUGCCUUAGCCAGUGGGAAAUUGUCCCUGACCUCGAAAAAACCCCGAGAAAAACUGGAAAUCGAGGCACUCCUUGACGCUGUUCUUCUCGCUGACAAAUUCCUCAUGUUCGAUGAGUCGGAGAGCCUAACCGAGACAUCAGUCUCCGAGCUAUCUCAUCGUAAUCUUAGUCGUGCUUGGACUUGGGCAAAGACUAACGGAUGCAGUGAAUUUAGAAUUUGUUGUGUCAAAUAUUUUUUAACGUCUCAAGCAUCCAGAGAGGACAGACUGCACUCCUUCAAAGAUUUUUCGUCAGGAAGAUAUUUUAGGGAAUUUUUAGAGGAUAUUCGUGGUAUCAUCAUGAAGAAGCUAUCAAUUCGAUAACAUUGAACAUUGAAAAUAAACUAUCAAUUCGAUAAAAAAUAAUCAACAUCAUCAAUGAUUUUCAAAUUCUACAUUUUUUUAUAAAUUUCUCCAUUCAGUCCCGAUGAAAUAACGUUAUCUCGGGACCUUGAAAAAAUAUUCACGAUUUUUUUAUAUUCUAGAAGAGGCAGGAACUGUACCGAUUCUAUUCACUGAUGCUAAACCCAUUUUGCUCCAGUUAUUGAUGAAAUUUCGACCAAAAUAAAUGAGAGAAAUACAAAAAAACUGUCGCGGCCAAACGAUUUCAUGAUCCGUGAUUGACAUAUGAAAAAUUUCCAACUUCUUAAUUAAUUCGGAUUCAAGUUGAUAUUUAGAACUCUUUCAGAGAAACAAUAAGGGGAAUAAUUCCUUAAUAAAUCAGGAGAAUUUCCUUAAUAAAUUAGGGGAAUAAAUCAGAGAAAAUUAGGGGCAUAAUUCCUUCAAUAUUUGGACUGUACAGUUAUUUUAUUCAGACAAUUAAGUGAAUAUUUUCUUUUGGUCUAGAUUGAAUUUUUUAUCGAACCAUCAUCGACGCUAUCAUUCAACCACAAAGUGUAUAUUUUUUUCUAUUUGAUGUACAUUCAUUGAGCAAAUUAUAAUAAUUAUUUGGUUAAAAUUU
This is a messenger RNA of Diachasmimorpha longicaudata, 3618 nucleotides long. RefSeq names its product armadillo repeat-containing protein 5 (gene Rnb). The transcript has 6 exons. Gene Ontology annotation, biological process: anatomical structure morphogenesis. Lineage: Eukaryota; Metazoa; Arthropoda; Insecta; Hymenoptera; Braconidae. Gene Ontology annotation, cellular component: cytosol. The record is from RefSeq and is a predicted model, not a curated record. Bases 315 to 2981 code for a protein of 888 amino acids.